This is a messenger RNA of Arachis ipaensis, 662 nucleotides long. RefSeq lists its product as uncharacterized. NCBI's taxonomy places the organism in Eukaryota, Viridiplantae, Streptophyta, Magnoliopsida, Fabales, Fabaceae. The record is from RefSeq and is a predicted model, not a curated record.
UAAUACACAUAUUAUGCCAUGAUGUGAAACGUAAUAUAUUAAUAAUGUAAUGGAUAACCCCAAAUUAAAUGAGACCCAUCCCAUAUGAAUCCUGAUGCAUUGAAAGCAAUAUAAUCGGAACAUGCAUGGUAUAGGGAAUUUUGUGGGUGUGAGAUAAAGAAGGCAUUGGAGGGUUUUGUAUAUUCGUUGCUUUGUGUGGGUGCUGCUACUUUCCUUUAUUGUCAUGCAUCUUAUUCCUUUCUUCCUUCCUUCAAUAACAUUGCAGCCUAUUUAAUAAGCAUAGACCACAGUCUUGACAUAGAGUGAGUUAGCAUCAGAUCAGACAUGUCUGCAGAUUGGGGUCCAGUGGUGAUGGCAGUGGUGCUGUUCGUGCUGCUCAGCCCAGGGCUGCUGUUUCAGCUGCCGGCAAAGGGCAGGGUGGUUGAGUUUGGGAACAUGCAGACAAGUGGCAUCUCUAUAUUGAUUCACACCAUCAUCUUCUUUGUCCUCAUCACCAUCUUCCUCAUUGCCAUUGGUGUCCACAUCUAUUCCGGAUAAUCAUUCUAUUACUUCUAACAAGUAUUGUUUCAUGUCUGUAUUGCUUCUAUUCUAACAAGACAUUUUUUUUUUCUCUUUGGAUUAUGUUGCCUGCCAAUCAAUAACAAAGGUUCAUAUUUGACACA